UUUACAGACGAAAAUAAAGGUUAAGAAAGUUGAUAGCAUAGAGGAUGUUUAAAAAUAAUAAAAAAUGACAUAGUCACAAUAAAAGAAUCCAAUUAAAUAGGGAAAAAGACCACCAAAAAAUGAAAUUCGAAAUUAAAAAAAGAAGAAAAAAUAGUGAAGACCAAUGAAAAAGUCAAUGGAUGGCCAAUAAUUGCGCAGCAUCACAGCCAAAACCGACCAUUUUCAGACAUGGUUGCACCAACAAAACGUAGAAUAUUUGUUGAAAUCAAACAUUAACAAACAUAAGAAAAGUAGUUUUUGCAAACACAAAGAAGAAGAGGGAAAGGAGAGAUUGAGCCAAAAACCAGUCUCUCUUUUUCUUCAACUAUUUCUAGUUUUUGAAUCUUUUCUUUCUUUUUCCCCAAAUAUUUGCAAUAAUUCUCAACAUUUCUAUUUCCUCUAUCAUUCUUUUGUUUGUUCUGUUUUUCAUAGGCAUUUGAUGUUUCUUUGCAUCUUUCCCAUAUAAAAACUCUUUUCAUUUGGCUAAUUACCUGUUUUUGCUUGCGAAUUCUUUUCCUCAUGGAAUCUGCCGACCCCAACCGCGUUCGAGCUUUGUCUUCUCCUGAAUUAGCAAAUGCCUUGAUAAGUCCACGGCAACAUGUCGAUCAAAACUUUGUCGGAGUAUCUACCAAUGUGAGGCUUUUAUUGAAAUUAAUCCAUGAGUACAAAGAGGCUUCCAUGAAAGGAAAUAAUGGAAGCAAAGAUCAAAGGAUAUCUGAAAUGAUGCUUAUACUUGAUGAAGUGAAAUCCCAAAUCCAAAAAUCUCAAUCUACUGGUAAGAGAAUGGAAGCUGAGCUUAGAAGAUGCAAUACGGAUCUUAGGCGAAACCUUCCAAAGGACAAAAAGACUACGAAUGAACCGAUAAUAACCGAUGAGAAGGAGAGGUUGAGGAGAGAGCUGAAUGCAAGUGUGGCUGCACGGAAAAGCCUCGAAAGCAUAUGUUCGAGCAUCGGAAAGGAGAAGGAGAUCAUCGCCAAGGAAUUAGCGAGGACAGUUCAACAAUUGCAUGGAAUGGAAGAACAUGUCAAUGAUCUCAAAGCACAAAAUGAAAUGCUGAUGUGCAAAGUUCAAGCUUGUGUUGCAGAACAUAGAGUGAAGAAAAACAAUGUACCUGAUGCACAAGGCAACAUUGAAGCCCUCCAAAAGAGAAACAAAGUGUUGACAGAACAACUUCUCAAGUCGCUCGACGCGUACCGAUCCUUGAAACGGAAGCUAAAAGAAUAUCAAGAGAAAAGGAAUGGGGCUAAUGCAAGAAUGGAAGAAAUGGGACUCCAAGUACGAGCUGGACUCAAUAGGAUUCAUAGCUUCAAAGAAAUGAUGAUCACUCAAACAGAUGAUGAAAAACAGAUUGACAUUGAACAUGAGAUCUCUGCAUUGGAGCAGAUGUUCAAAUGCUUCGACUUUGAGAUAUCCAAACAUGUCAAGAUCAAGAAGCACCCCGUUGAAUAUAAACCUGACCGUAUCAAUGCCGACAAGUGACUACUUCCUGCUUGAGAUUAUUAUAGAAACAUCAGCUCGCAGCCAUAAUAAUUCCUAGUCCAAACCUACUUUUUUGUUUGGAACAACAAUGCGGAUGGCCUUGAGAGUUGAGAAA
Molecule: messenger RNA, 1633 nt
Organism: Benincasa hispida (wax gourd)
Lineage: Eukaryota; Viridiplantae; Streptophyta; Magnoliopsida; Cucurbitales; Cucurbitaceae
Product: myosin heavy chain-like protein
Source: RefSeq, a predicted model, not a curated record